Molecule: messenger RNA, 1366 nt
Organism: Aspergillus wentii DTO 134E9
Lineage: Eukaryota; Fungi; Ascomycota; Eurotiomycetes; Eurotiales; Aspergillaceae
Gene: dspC
Product: dual specificity phosphatase YVH1
Exons: 4
Coding region: 117-1133 (338 amino acids)
Biological process (GO): protein dephosphorylation
Cellular component (GO): nucleus
Molecular function (GO): protein tyrosine/serine/threonine phosphatase activity
Source: RefSeq, a predicted model, not a curated record
CCAACCAACCAAUCAUCUUUCUUCUCCUGCUUACUACCUCAAGAUCUUAUUCCGAGGCAUUUGACUGAGUUGUGAUAGCCGCAACGAGUCAACGACAUCUGACUUCCAGUCUCACCAUGGCUAUGAACUGUCUUCCAGGCCACAACAUCUACGUUGGAGGCAUCCUGUCCGUCAAGAACAAAGCUGCCCUGACCAGAGCAAACAUCACCCAUGUUGUUUCCGUGUUACGCCUGCAGCAGGUAGAUGAGACCUUUGCCUCGUUUCACCACCACCGCAUCGACGUCGAUGAUGUCGAUGAUGAAAAUCUCCUCGAGCAUUUUCCCGCGGCGGUAAAAUUCAUCCAGUCGGGUCUGGAUGCUGGCGGUGGUGUUCUUGUCCAUUGUGCGAUGGGCAAGUCCCGCUCCGCCGCCAUCUGCAUCGCCUACUUGCUCCACCAUCAGCCCAGUCUUACGCCACAGUCAGCCCUUGAGCUCAUUAGAGAAUGCCGGCCGCUCUGUGAGCCUAAUGAUGGGUUCAUGGACCAACUCUCUCUCUACAAGCAAAUGGGCUGUCCGGAUGAUGUCACGGACCAUCCCAUCUACAGCCGGUGGCUGUACCGCCGCGAAGUCGAGGAGAGUGUAGCGUGUGGACGUGCCCCGGAGAUGGAGUCUGUCUUGUUCGAAGACGAGCAGAAGAACCAACCCGAAGACGCUACUGACCGUAUCACAGAGAUCAAAUGUCGUAAAUGCCGACGCAAGCUGGCGACGACGCCCUUCGUCAUCCCCCACGAACAACCGGGCGGUGCAAAGGCAGCUGGAAAAGACUGUGCCCAUGUCAUUUUGCAUCCACUGACGUGGAUGCGUCCUAGCCUUUUCCCCUCAGAAGAUGGAUCUGACGCACCGCUCUCCGGCCGAUUGACCUGCCCCAACGAAAUCUGCGGACAGAAUGUUGGCAAGUUCGCGUGGCAGGGUAUGCGAUGCAGCUGCGGCACCUGGGUUGUUCCCGCGAUUGGCCUCGCCAAAGCCAGAGUUGAUAUUCUAGAUCGAGUCAACACAGCACGCGGGGGCAAAUUACCCCCAGCCGCACUGGGGAUUCGAUUACCGCCUGGGAUGCGACAAGGCUCAGCGGAAGGAGCUGGACGGGGGAAUCUUUGACUACAACAACAUCUACUACAUACAGUACAAAAAUGAAAACGAGUGAUGACAUCAAAAUGCCAGGGUCCAACAAUGAACACACAGACAGUCAGACAGUAUUGCGAUCAUCGCAUCUCAUUAAACCAGGCUUUCGGUUGCCUUAUGAGGUUGGGCAUUGGCCCAUGGACAGACAGCCGAAAGCUAUACCCAGGACCGGGGGACAGGGGACAGGGGAGCCACGGUUGAACGGGGCC